AUGACAGCGCCUGACAGCAAGCGUCGUGCGGUCGCCACUUCUGGCGGCUCCCAACUUGAAAGGCCCCCCGUAGCCUCGCUCGCCGCUGUUUUCCAAAGCAUUAGCGGUGGCACAAACCCAGAGAGCACCACCCCUGGCUCGAAACCCCAAGCCUCAACCGCACCCGCCCCCUCGCACGAUGAACAGACGCACCUCGUCCUGGCCUACGAGAAAGCCAAUGAGAUCCUAAGCUACGUCGAGAAGCAGGUCUGCGAGGAGCUACGGCUUGAAAUUCUCGUGCAAGAGAUGGGAAGCUUUCUGCAGGAGCUCGGCUGCGGCAGUGAGCCGCUGGAGACCGUACUCGAAGUGGAACGAUUCCGAGGAUGA
Phanerochaete carnosa HHB-10118-sp is the source of this 366-nucleotide messenger RNA. RefSeq lists its product as uncharacterized. The record is from RefSeq and is a predicted model, not a curated record. Lineage: Eukaryota; Fungi; Basidiomycota; Agaricomycetes; Polyporales; Phanerochaetaceae. The transcript has a single exon. The coding region runs from base 1 to 366 and encodes 121 amino acids.